Messenger RNA from Pangasianodon hypophthalmus (striped catfish), 1164 nucleotides. RefSeq lists its product as uncharacterized. The coding region runs from base 219 to 887 and encodes 222 amino acids. The record is from RefSeq and is a predicted model, not a curated record. NCBI's taxonomy places the organism in Eukaryota, Metazoa, Chordata, Actinopteri, Siluriformes, Pangasiidae. The transcript has 7 exons. Gene Ontology annotation, cellular component: membrane.
AAGGAAGCCACAAUCUGACUCCAUGCUAAUAGACUCAUAGUAUACUCUAGCCCCGCCCACUCUGACAGCCGAUAAAGGGAAGGGGGCGUGGCCUGUAUGCUGCACCUGCGCGGCUUGCAGGUAAGUGGCACGCGCCUGGACUCCAAAUCCGGAAGUGGCGAGACGUCCAGGAGAGAGGAAGUGAAGACCUCGCUGUGUGUUUCUGAAGCCCCCUGAGCAUGGAGCGCUACAGGUACUUCAUCGUGAACCAGAAGCAGGCGGUGGUGUGGGGAGUUCUGCAGGUGGCCUGCGCCGGCCUGUGUGUCGUGUGUGGAUUUAUAGACGCGGUUUUCCGGAUGAAUACGACCCUCAGUGAAACCAGAGCUCCUCUGUGGGCUGGACUGAUCAUGGCCAUCCCCGGGGUGCUCGCACUUUUUACCUCGCAAAGGAAAAACCCCACGCUGGUUAAUAUCAUGAUUAUUUCAUCUGUCGUCUCUCACGUUGCCACUGUGAUCGUAUUCAUUUACGCCGGCGUGACGCUCAGCUACGGAGAGGAAGACGAUGAACUUUUCCACCCCCAUCACAUCACUGAAGUGAAGUUUGUGCUGAGCCGCAUGGUGAAGGGAGCGAACAGCACCAUGGUGUUAGCCGGAGUCGGCUCGUUCCUCUUCUCCUCCCUCAUCGCGUACGUGGGGUGCCGCAGUCUGCCGCUCUGUGGCUGCUAUGAUUCAGUCACAGGCAUGGAGACGCUUGUUCCUCAGAAUGACCCGAGUGCUUCAGGUGAACUAGUCUGUUCAUGGCAUGGUGGAGACGAGCGGGUGUUUAACUCGCCCGUGUCGUUUAUGGAGUGCUGUCCUGAGCAGGGACAGGAACUCUCUGCACUUCCUCCAUACAGCACACUCGCGUAGGCGCUGAAGUGCGCACUCCUGAGUGUGCGCUCGCUGUGAACGCUUGGGGCCGUUCAGUCUCUCAGUAUGAACCCUGAAGAGAGGAAUAUGAAGCUCUGAAUACAGGUCCAUACGUUUCCUUGCACUUCUUUUUACUGACUGAAGUUCUUAGGUGCCAUAUUACUGUAUGCAAUGUUUAUAUGUUUUUAUAAUUUUAAUUUAUCUAAUUUAUAUCAUGAAAUGCCUGUAUAUAUUGUGAAACAAACAACUAAUUUGUAAUAAAUAGUUUUUACCCAGA